Messenger RNA from Thamnophis sirtalis, 1846 nucleotides. Lineage: Eukaryota; Metazoa; Chordata; Lepidosauria; Squamata; Natricidae. The record is from RefSeq and is a predicted model, not a curated record.
CCGAAGCCAACCGGCGUCUUAGGGGCAGUAAAUAAACCCCUAUCUGCAACGGGAAGAAGGCCAUAUAUUCGAAACACAGGAUCAGAAACUGGAAAUAAUAAUAGCGUAAAUUCCGAGUUGAAUUCUCCAAUAGAAAACAGAACAAGCAGAGAGCCGAGCUCAGAUCUAUCGGAGACGGGGGUCAGUGAAAAUGAUGAAAAUCCCGUGAGAAUUAUUUCAGUCACUCCAACCAAAAUGGAACCUGUGAAGAACAAGGAGAUUAAUUCUGACCAGGCGCCCCAAGAAAAUGUCAGUGCCGAUCGGGGCAAAAAAAGAAUCACGACAGCAGCCGGAACGGAGAAUUUCCAUCAAAAAGCAGAAGAGAAGAAAACGGACGAAACGGGUCAGCCAGCUCCUCCCAAACCCCGUCGAGGACGUCCCCCCAAGUCCGAAUCUCAGGGCGCCACCACGAAAAGUGCCGAAAUGAGUAAAUCCUCCGGACGAGGACGGAAAAGGGCGGCCCCCGCACAAGAAGGUCCGGGCGGACUGGAGGCAAGCAAUGCCAAGGCACCAAAGCAGCAAGAGGCCACAAAGAAAACAGCACCAGCACAGAGGCAGAUUGACCUGCAAAGCAUGUGCUCUUCUCCUUUGCAUGGAAGAUGGCAGCUGGAAUGGCCCCACUUCCCUUCUCUUGGGACACCCAUACUUUUUAAUAAAAAGUCCUCCUGAGUGGGGAGUUACACUUGCAAAGUGAUAGGUUGGAGGGAGGUGCCUGAAAUGAUUCAAAUCGAGCACUCCUCCCAAGCGUAAGGCUUGAAUACUGACCGCAAGGUAAAGAUAGAGGAGGUGCCUACCUCGCCUAGAGGGGUGUCCUUAGGUUUAUGUGUACACCCAAAACUGACAGGAACACGUGUCUCCCAUCGGGAAGGUUGCUGGAAGCCUGGAUUUAGGCAUGUGAACACCUGCUUUAGCCGGGAAUGAAAAAGCAAAAUGCACAGGAUUUAUGUAAAAGAAAAUGGACUAAAAUAUGGGAGGAUGCUAUAGUAAUUUAAUUCAAUUUGAGAAAACAAAGGCACUUUCAACUGUAAUGAAAGAUAAAAUAAAGAAGCCUUAAAAGAGCUUGAAAAGUUCUUUUGGGGGAAAAAAACGCUUUUCUUAAAAAGUUGUUAUUGGGGCUAUGAAUGUUUCUCGUUUAAAUUGAGAUUAUUUUACCAUCAUUAUAUAUGUUUGGGUAUUGUAAUGUUAUGUUUAAAGGAAGAAAAGUUAAAAAGGUGAUUUAAUGAUGCUGUUUUGAUGAGCUAUAAGAAUCAUUUACCUAUGUUUACCAGCCAGAGGCUGAGAGGGAGACUCUUUAAUCCCUCUCCUUUCUGCUGCCCUUCUGACACUUUUGCAACUACUAAACAUUUCUUCCCUCUAAACCUCUUUAUGAAAACUUACUGUUUUUCUAAUCACAGAUGCUAAUUAAGGGGAAGAAAUUGCAAACCCACAAUCCAGGAAAAGCCCGUUUCCCAACUCCAUCAUAUUGAUGGAGUUUUUGUGUUUGUCUUUGUGUUUGUAAACUGCAUUAUAUGAGAUGAGGGAAAUGUAUGGAUAAACAUAGCUACCACCUUUACAGCUGUGAUUUUCAUAAAUGUAUAUGGUUGUAAGAAAGUGAAUGAUUUAUAGCUCUUUCGUGGAAAGGGGAGUUUAAGAAACAGCUGAGAUGAAAAAGGAAGGGAAAGCUUAUACUGCAUGUGAACAGAAAGAAGAUAGUUUUAAGAAAUGUGAUUCAGAAGAUCUGAAGCCAGCAUAUGGUGUGUAGCAAAAUUUAAGUGAUUUUGGCAUUUUAAUCUGGAUAUACCCAUAAUAAAGCCUUUGGAACUACAAA